Molecule: messenger RNA, 1291 nt
Organism: Pterocles gutturalis (yellow-throated sandgrouse)
Lineage: Eukaryota; Metazoa; Chordata; Aves; Pterocliformes; Pteroclidae
Product: putative Dol-P-Glc:Glc(2)Man(9)GlcNAc(2)-PP-Dol alpha-1,2-glucosyltransferase
Exons: 2
Biological process (GO): dolichol-linked oligosaccharide biosynthetic process; protein N-linked glycosylation
Cellular component (GO): endoplasmic reticulum
Molecular function (GO): dolichyl pyrophosphate Glc2Man9GlcNAc2 alpha-1,2-glucosyltransferase activity
Source: RefSeq, a predicted model, not a curated record
CAGCUCCAUAACCCUCUUUCUCUCUCCGCCUCGCAGUGGGACCCCAUGAUCACCACGCUGCCGGGCUUGUACCUGGCCUCGGUGGGCGUCGUGAAGCCCGCGGCGUGGCUCUUCGGCUGGACGGGGAGCGUGGUGUGCUCUGCGGGAAUGCUCCGGUUCAUGAACCUCCUGUUCAGUGCUGGGAACUUCUAUUUACUGUAUUUGCUUCUGUUCAAGAUCCAUCAGAAGAAUAAGGCUGUGUCUGGUUUCCAGAGAAUCCUAUCUACAUUAACUCUUGCAAUGUUUCCCACCCUUUAUUUUUUUACAUUCCUUUAUUAUACGGACCCAGGAUCAGUAUUUUUUACUCUCUUUGCCUAUUUAAUGUGCCUUUAUGGUAACCAUAAAACUUCAGCUCUCCUUGGAUUUUGUGGCUUCAUGUUCCGUCAGACGAAUAUUGUGUGGACAGUUUUUUGUGCUGGAAAUGUUGUUGCAGAGAAGCUAAAUGAAGCCUGGAAGACAAAGCUACAGAAAAAGAAAGAUGAAAAGAUUUUUUCCAGGAAAGGAUCAUUUUCAGACUUGAUCAGAAUAUUGCAGUUUCUUAUUGAAUAUCUCCUAUCACCUAAAAACUUAGUUACACUUACUGCUUUAACUUGGCCAUACAUCAUAUUAGUAAUUGUGUUCUUUGUUUUUGUCUUCUUCAAUGGUGGAAUAGUUGUUGGUGACAGAAGUAGCCAUGAAGCCUGUUUGCACUUUCCUCAGCUGUUCUAUUUUCUGUCCUUUACUGUCUUUUUUUCAUUCCCUCAUUUAUUGACCCCUACUAAAAUCAGGAAAUUCAUUCUGUCAUUACGAAAACACCCUGUGCAGUACAGCUUAAUUACUGUCAUCUCUUUAUUCCUGAUCUGGAAAUUUACCUAUGUUCAUAAGUAUUUACUAGCAGAUAACAGACAUUAUACAUUCUAUGUCUGGAGAAAAGUCUUCCAAAGACACGAGCUUGUAAAAUAUGUGUUAGUUCCAGUCUAUAUAUUUGCUGGCUGGAGUUUUGCUGAUACACUAAAAUCAAAAUCAAUAUUCUGGAUCUUAAUGUAUUUUGUAUGUUUACUAGCAGUCACAGUUCCUCAAAAGUUGCUAGAAUUUCGUUACUUUAUUUUGCCUUUCUUAAUAUAUAGACUCAAUAUUCCAUUUCCCUCUCUAUAUAAACAACUUCUGGAGCUGGCUUUUUAUGUUGUUGUGAAUGCUGUAACUUUUUAUCUUUUUCUAAACAAAACAUUCCAAUGGCCAAAUAGUGAUGAAAUCCAGAGGUUUAUGUGGUGAC